Messenger RNA from Lingula anatina, 362 nucleotides. Its product is annotated as syntaxin-binding protein 5. Gene Ontology annotation, cellular component: plasma membrane; SNARE complex; cytoplasm. Gene Ontology annotation, biological process: Golgi to plasma membrane transport; exocytosis. The record is from RefSeq and is a predicted model, not a curated record. NCBI's taxonomy places the organism in Eukaryota, Metazoa, Brachiopoda, Lingulata, Lingulida, Lingulidae. Gene Ontology annotation, molecular function: GTPase activator activity; syntaxin binding; myosin II binding.
CAUUUUCGCACACUCAAUAUAAUAUUUUAGUCAGUACAGCCUGUCAAUGUUACAGCACCGAAAAAUCUUUGUAUUCGAAGAAAUAUUUGAUGGAUACUUUUAACAACUGUCGAAAUGAUGAAAAGAACCCUUAAGGGGGUGUUAGAAAACCUGCGGUCGACUGUCGGGGCACAGCAGAAGCCGGAAACAGAGAUUGAAGAAACACUCAGAUCUGAUAAUUUCAGUGUUUGCAAGACUGUGCGACAUGGCUUUCCAUACCAGCCCACUGCCCUAGCCUAUGAUCCUGUUCAGCAUCUAUUGGCCAUUGGAACCAAGAACGGCUCACUGAGAAUGUAUCCUUUGUAUUGCUGUUUAUGACAUUU